ACCCACGCCCUGGAGCUGGGAGGAUGAGCUGGAGGCAGGGAGAUGGAUAACCUUGUGACCUCGUGUGGGUCUGAGAUGCGUCAGAUCAGGCUCUGAGGGAAGGUGGGUCCCUGAAGCUGGCUGAGUGCAUCUUAGGGAGCAAGUGUGAUGUCAUCCCAGGAAUGCAGUGAAGGCUCAGCUGUGCUGCGAGGAACCUGUGAGGAUCACAACACUGGCUGCCGUAAUUGGAGGCACCGAGGAUGGGCAGGGAGGGGCCUGAGACCAGGGGGGCAGGGAGGGAAGGGCAGAGGAUUCUUGGGCCGGCCCAGAGGAGGUGCUGCUCUCUCCCCGGUUCUCCGCUGUCCGCAGCUGCUCCACCUCCACAUCUCUGGAGUUGGACCGUGUCCUGCUGUCAUCAGAAGGCCCCGCUGCCAUGACGGACACGCCAGUCGAGGAAUCCCUCUUCCAAAUCAUCCACAGCUACCACCAGUACGCGGCCCGGGAGGGGGACGUGGAGACCCUGUCCCUGGAGGAGCUGAAGGCCCUGCUCAGGGACAACGUGCCCCGCUUCAUGGAGAGCCUGGAUGAGCCAUGUGAUUACCUGGCUCCUGGGGAGGCAAGGCCAACCCGAGUGUCUGCCCUCUGUGCCAUGCCCCCGGGUGAGCCAAGGCUGCUCAUCCGGGACCAGCACCCCUCGUCCCUGCGGGUCUCCCUUGCCUCCCUUUGGGGAACAUCAGAGGAGAGUCUGGUCCUGGGCUUAUUGGAGAUCAGCCACCAGGGUCGGGAGAAGCCGUACUUCGUCACCGAGCUGUUCCGGGCAGCGGACAAGGACAAGGACAACCAGAUCUGCUUUGACGAGUUCCUGUACGUCCUGGGCCGGCUGCUGAGGGACUACCACCUGCAGUACCACCGGCAGCUGUGCGCCCACUACUGCGCCCGGCACAGCCUCUACUAGAGGGAGCGGGCAGCCCCCCAGGCCUGCCCCAGGAGCCACGUGACCCAGCCGGGCGGCCGAGUGGAGCUCUGCCACGCGUGUCUGCGUGUGCCCGAUGUGUGUGUGCACGCAUGUGCAUGGGUGUGGAAGGACACCCGGGAGGGAAGAGAAUAAAGCAACUUCGCAGCA
Molecule: messenger RNA, 1102 nt
Organism: Myotis daubentonii (Daubenton's bat)
Lineage: Eukaryota; Metazoa; Chordata; Mammalia; Chiroptera; Vespertilionidae
Product: protein S100-A15A
Exons: 3
Coding region: 413-934 (173 amino acids)
Biological process (GO): endothelial cell migration
Cellular component (GO): cytoplasm; extracellular exosome
Molecular function (GO): calcium-dependent protein binding; calcium ion binding; chemoattractant activity
Source: RefSeq, a predicted model, not a curated record